Messenger RNA from Ceutorhynchus assimilis (cabbage seed weevil), 3021 nucleotides. NCBI's taxonomy places the organism in Eukaryota, Metazoa, Arthropoda, Insecta, Coleoptera, Curculionidae. The record is from the annotation of a GenBank genome assembly.
AUGCAAAGCCUGGAGGCGGCAUGCGAAGAGGGAGAACAUGCAGCAAAAAGGUUAAAAACCCUUAGAGCUGCUUCCCAGCCUCUUACCAGUAGUUGUUUUCCAUCCAAAGAGGAGUGCCAACCGUCUACCAGCAAUUGCGAGGAAAAACCGGCGCGUUUCGAUUUGUUUGAGGAAUUGAGAAAGUUGCAAGAAUCUGAUUCUAGUAGUUGCGAAGAAGAAGAAUACGAUAGUGAUGACAGGGAGGAGAUUGUGAAUUCGGACAUAAAAUUUAAGCCACUGAUUUUAGAGCAGCUCGUUCAAAAAGAAAAGCUAAAUACGAUUAUUUUAAAUUUAUAUCCUGGGAGUAAAGGUUAUUCUUUGGCUUUUCGCUUUCAAGAUCGUCACAAUAUGGGUUAUAGGGAAGAUAAUGAGGAACUUAUUCAUACGAUGAUUCGAGGCUAUGAAGAGGACACUCUUUUAAAUUACUUGAAUAGAGAAGAAAUUCCACCAUUUAUUUUGGAUGCAUUAGACAAAUUUGAUUUUUUAUUUUAUAAUGGCUGUGUAAUUGCAGAAGUGAGAAACUAUAGGCCAGCACAUCCUGAAAAUAAAUACUAUACUCAUCACGUAUUGCUUAGGCCUACACAACAAACAAUUCUUGCGGACAUAAACACUCUUACAAGGGACAGGACAGAUUUUACCUCAGAAGACAGAGACGCCUUAGAAAGUCAAAUCCUGAUGGCUCACACUCCCAAUCUAUGUUUGGAACCUGAUAAGAAUUUAGAAAAUCAAAUAUCGAAAAUUCAAAAUCGGACGCGCGUCUGGAACGAAUUACCUUUCUAUAAAAUUACACAGAAAUCUUCGCAAGUUGCUGCCAACCGGAAACGAAAAUUAUACCAUUUUGCUCACAAAGAUGAUUUAUUAGAGGCUUGUAGUAAGGCAAAGAAAAGGCGAACAUGUACAACAAUGAUGAAGAGUACAAAGGCUGUCCAGCUAGAAGAAGCAAAGACUGUGAUUCCGGUACCUAAUUUAGAGGCACCGGCGAACCUGACUCAUCCUGAACAUCCUGUAGCAAUCAAUGUUAAGCCAAUGACAUGGCCAGAGGAUACAAGUGAUUGCUCCCCUCACCUUAUGGAAGAGUACACAUUAGAGACUGAUAUUACCUCAAAGGAUAAAGAUAAACCUCGAGUAUACCACAUAAAACUAUCAAUAUUUCAAAGGCCUGCCAACCUCGAGUUUUUGGGCGAGCUCUACUUGGACCGCGAUUAUAAAAAAGACCAAAGAAACGGCGUUGCUUGUAGGUUUUCGUUGGGUUCUCGUCCGAACGCGCACCGAUAUGUACGACAAUUUACCGAAAUUUUCACCGAAAGUGGACGUAAAAACGCGCGUAUCAGUUGCGGCCUAGUUUCAGCUGCGGCUAGGAGCGAAGCUGCGGCCAGAGCGCAAAACGGACCCAGUGUUCAACAGCAGCAACCGUCAGUACCUCAAGCAACGCCUAAUCCUAGAGAACAGCUGGAAAGCUUAAGUCAGAGCCUACAGGUUCAGUUGAACGGUGUAGUGCAAAAUGCUCAUCCUGUUCAAAUUGUAACGUCGCAGCAUAGUCAGCUGGUUCAAAUACAACAGAGUGUUCAAAAAUCCCAUCAGAUGCGCAGUCAGGAAUUGGAAAUUGAUGCCAUGGCUAGAAAGUUGGAAAUAUCUUCGCAGCAAUUUCAAGCAGCAGAAAAAGCAAAACGACAACAACAAGCGGCGGCAGCGGUUGCAGCUCAACAGCAAAAGCUGUUAUCCAACAGCAACAUCAUUAGUUUGCUCAAUAGUUCCCCGGCAAGCAAUGUAAAUAGCGACGCGGUAGUCAAUGCAAUAAAUAGCGCCAGCGUGGUGCCUCAACAACGAAUAUUGGCUAGAAAAGUGAAUACAGCAGGAGCUAGAGUUCUCAGUCACUCGAAUCUGAUAGCCCUCAACAACCACAACCGAGCCAACUUGCAAGAACUGACCAGUUCACCUGCGCAAACUGUAACUUUGUCAGCUGCAGCUAUAAAUAACGCUACCAGAGUGAAUUUGAGUAACCUCAAUGCUCAACUUGCUUCCGGGCAAGCGCAAACUGUUACCUUAACUCCAGUCAAUAGUGCUGGAGGAGGAAGCUAUAGUUAUACUACAAUGCCUGUAAAACAACAGGUUGUCCAUCAAAGGCUAGUUUCCUCCCAUCAAGACGGUAGCAAUAACAGCGAAACAGCUUUAGCUGCUCUUUUAGUGGGAACUCCGGCCGCUAAUAGGCCGGAUAUUGCCAGUCCCAAUCAAGCCAAUUCGUUGAUAUUGGAAAAAUUAGCUGCGAAUAAUAGUAGUUCUUUUGGGCAAACAUCCAAAACAUCUCAGGCUACCGCUCAAUUUGUUGUACAAAAUGCCAAAACGAAUACGGUAAUCUCCCCAAUGUCUAGUCCACCCCCUCAAGCCGGCAACACCCUCAACGUUCAAAGCUUGAAUCUCGCCCAAUUGCAAAAUUUUCCAGGCUUGCAUAAUGUACAGUUUCAGCUGCAAAACUUUUCGCAACCGAUCUCGUUGGCGCUCAACGUGGGCAGUCAAGCUUCGCAAAGUUUACUGAUGUCGUUGCCUAAUGCGCAAGCACAACAAGCUUCAGUAACGCAAUCGGUACAGGGCGUGGUACUGAAUGCGGCUAGUAGUACUGGUGCUGGUACUUCACAAUUAGCUCAUCUAGUAAGUUCAGGAAACGUCAAAAAUAUUACUCAUCAUAAUAUAAGGACAGCUGGGGGGUCGCAAACGUUGCAACUGAGGCCUGGUAAUCCUCAGUUUCAGCUAAUAUCUCAGCUACAGAGGCCUACAAGACAGCAAACAAUCCCUGGUCAAACGGCAACAAUAUCAAGUCGAAGAAGUACGCCAAUAACCAUCAAGAUGGCGACGCCUUCAAAUCCAAAUCAGUUUCAACACCAGCCAACAAUGGAAACGAUCCGACACUAUCAACUGCUGAACCAGCAAAAGAACCUAGACAACGUUUUCGAGAAGCUGAAAAGGUCCAACAAUGAACACCAGUAA